Messenger RNA from Erinaceus europaeus (western European hedgehog), 480 nucleotides. RefSeq names its product transmembrane protease serine 9-like. NCBI's taxonomy places the organism in Eukaryota, Metazoa, Chordata, Mammalia, Eulipotyphla, Erinaceidae. Bases 85 to 480 code for a protein of 131 amino acids. The transcript has 4 exons. The record is from RefSeq and is a predicted model, not a curated record.
CCGUGUCCCCUGCCAUCCCCAUCAGUGUCCCCGCAUGCCGCUGGCAAGUACGGCUUCCGGGCCAGACGCUGCUGGGAGCCCACCAUGAGGGGCUCAGAGUUGGGCCCCAGCCCCCCCAAGCCCACCCCUGCCAGGCCCACCGUGUGGCGACCCCCAGCCUUGCCCACCCUCCUGGCCGCAGGCCUGGCCCUGAUCACCCUGGGGGUCCUGGUGGCCACCCUCUCCAUGAGGGGGGCGUCUGUGGAGCACGAGGCUUGGGUCCAGGGGGUUCCCUAUGCCCCCUGCCUGCAGCAGGAGACCUCCGAGUACUACCGCACGCUCACUCCUGCCCUGGAGGCCCUUUUCACCGGAAGCUUCCGGAAGACAGAGCUGGAGGCCUCCUGCCUGGGCUGUGAGGUGCUGGACUACAGGUGUGGGGGCCUCGGGGGCCCAGAAGGUUCCAGGGGUUCUGGGGGGCCUCAGGGGUCCCGGGAGUCUUGA